This is a messenger RNA of Nannizzia gypsea CBS 118893, 1173 nucleotides long. Its product is annotated as mitochondrial carrier protein RIM2. Lineage: Eukaryota; Fungi; Ascomycota; Eurotiomycetes; Onygenales; Arthrodermataceae. The record is from RefSeq and is a predicted model, not a curated record. Gene Ontology annotation, molecular function: pyrimidine nucleotide transmembrane transporter activity. The transcript is spliced from 2 exons. Bases 1 to 1173 code for a protein of 390 amino acids. Gene Ontology annotation, biological process: pyrimidine nucleotide import into mitochondrion. Gene Ontology annotation, cellular component: mitochondrion.
AUGGCCUCCCUCUCAGCAGCGUCCCGCAUGCACGGCGGCGGCGGCAGCGGCGACGGCAGCGGCAGUGAGAGAAUACACACACAUACGAACAGGAGUGUGCUCGUGCAGUCAGGCGAGACGGACGAUGUCGACGUCGCUCCGGGGCGAGAGAUGGUCGAGAAGCCGGCCGUUAAGCCAUGGGCUCAUUUCCUUGCUGGGGGACUCGGUGGAAUGACGGCCGCAACGCUUACAUCCCCGCUGGAUGUGCUCAAGACUCGUCUGCAGUCGGAUUUCUACCAGGCCCAGCUGCAACAGCUUCGCGCCCAGCACCCACUGCCACCGGCCAGCUCGUCGAUUUCCGCCCUUACUCGCAGUGCAGCGUUACAUUUCAGCGAGACGAUCCAGAUGCUGCGGUCGAUACAUGUCCAUGAAGGCUGGCGGGCGCUUUUCAAAGGCCUAGGCCCCAACCUGACUGGGGUCGUGCCGGCGCGAGCUAUCAACUUCUACGUGUACGGCAACGGGAAACGGAUACUGAACGACUACUUCCGGUACGACCCAAACGAGUCCCCUGUUGCCAUCCAUCUCGGCGCCGCAGCCAUCGCGGGCAUAGCGACGGGAACUGCCACAAACCCCAUCUGGCUCGUUAAGACGAGGAUGCAGCUGGACAAGAACGCCUCUCAGCAGCAGCAGGGAGGCGGCCAGGCGGUGAGGAAAAGGCAGUACGCCAACUCGCUAGACUGUAUCCGCCAGACCGUCCGACACGAAGGCAUCCAGGGCCUGUAUCGCGGCCUAUCAGCUUCGUAUCUGGGUGUGUCCGAGAGUGCGCUCCAGUGGGUGCUGUACGAGCAAAUGAAGCGUGUGCUGGCCCAGCGAGAAGCCCGACUGGCUGCUGAUCCAUCGCACGUCCCCGGCUGGACUGACGAUGUGAUUUCGUGGGGCGGCAAGCUUGUGGCGGCUGGAUCCGCAAAACUGGUGGCUGCUGUAGCGACCUACCCGCACGAAGUGGUGCGAACGCGGCUGCGUCAGGCGCCGACCGUUCAAUCCGGCUCAGGGAAGGCUCAGAUGAAAUAUACUGGUCUGGCGCAGUGUUUCAAGGUUGUCUGGAAGGAAGAAGGCAUGGCGGGUAUGUAUGGCGGCCUCACGCCUCAUCUGCUCAGAGUCGUGCCUAGCGCAGCGAUCAUGUUCGGGAUGUAA